Lasiodiplodia theobromae is the source of this 1515-nucleotide messenger RNA. RefSeq lists its product as uncharacterized. Gene Ontology annotation, molecular function: oxidoreductase activity, acting on the aldehyde or oxo group of donors, NAD or NADP as acceptor. The transcript has 3 exons. Lineage: Eukaryota; Fungi; Ascomycota; Dothideomycetes; Botryosphaeriales; Botryosphaeriaceae. Bases 1 to 1515 code for a protein of 504 amino acids. The record is from RefSeq and is a predicted model, not a curated record.
AUGUCGGACCUCUACACCGAACUCACAGCCCCCAAUGGGCUCAAAUACACGCAGCCGCUGGGCCUGUUCAUCAACAACGAAUUCGUCCCCUCCACGUCAGGCAAAAAGAUCACAACAAUAGACCCCGCAACCGAAAAAGAAAUCACCACCGUCCACGCCGCCUCCGCCACCGACAUCGCCACCGCCGUGCGCGCCGCCCGCACCGCCCUCACCAACCCCACCUGGAAAGCCAUGGACCCGACCACCCGCGGCGACCUGCUCCACAAGCUCUCCACGCUCCUCGAAUCCCGCCGCCACCUCUUCGCCACCGUCGACACGUGGGACAACGGCAAGCCUUACACCGUCACGCACGACGACGACCUGCCCGAAGCCUUCAACACGCUGCGCUACUACGCCGGCUGGGCCGACAAGCUGGCCGGGCAGACCAUCGCGACGGGCCCCACCAAAUUCGCCUACACGCUGCGCCAGCCCGUCGGCGUCGUCGCGCAGAUCAUCCCGUGGAACUACCCGCUCGCCAUGGCGGCGUGGAAGCUGGGCCCGGCGCUGGCGUGCGGGUGUACCGUCGUGCUGAAGCCGGCGGAGCAGACGCCGCUGUCGGCGCUGCUGCUGGCCGAGGCGGUGCGCGAGGCCGGGUUCCCGCCGGGGGUGGUGAAUGUGGUUAAUGGGUAUGGUGCGGAGGCGGGCAGGGCGCUGGCGGAGCAUGCGGAUGUGGAUAAGGUUGCGUUUACGGGGUCGACGGCGACGGCGAGGGAGAUUAUGAGGGCGGCGGCGGGGACGCUGAAGAAUGUUACGCUGGAGACGGGGGGGAAGAGCCCGGCGUUGAUGUUUAAGGAUGCGGAUAUCGAGCAGGCGGUCAAGUGGACGCAUGUGGGGAUUAUGGCGAAUCAGGGGCAGGUGUGUAGCGCGACGUCGCGGAUUUUUGUGGAGGAGGGGGCGUAUGAGGAUUUUGUGGCGAGGUUUAGGGAGACGGUGAGGGAGGUGAGCGUGGUGGGGGAUCCGUUUGAUGAGAGGACGUUCCAGGGGCCGCAGGUCACGAAGCAGCAGUAUGAGAGGGUGUUGAAGUAUGUGGAGUUAGGGAAGAGCGAGGGCGCGACGCUGGUGGCUGGCGGCGAGCCGUUGCGGGAGAAGGCGACGGCGGAUGGGAAGGGCUUCUUCGUUGCGCCGACGAUUUUUACGGAUGUCACGGAGCAGAUGGCCAUCUAUCAGGAAGAGGUUUUCGGGCCGUUCGUGGUUAUCGGGAAGUUCAAGACGGAGGAAGAGGCACUGAGGCUGGCGAACAACACGACGUACGGGCUCGGAGCCGCCGUGUUUACGAAGGAUUUGGAAAGAGCUACCAGAGUGGCGAGGGAGAUUGAAAGCGGAACGGUUUGGGUGAACAGCAGCAAUGACUGCGAUUACAGAAUUCCGUUUGGUGGGGUGAAGCAGAGCGGCGCAGGCCGCGAAUUGGGCGAGGCCGGCUUGGAGGCUUAUACGCAGGUCAAGGCAGUACACAUUAACAUGGGAAGCAAACUUUGA